GCGGCCCCUGUGUCUCCUCCUACAUCGAAUCGGACUUCUUCCUCCGGCAGCCACACGUCAGCUUCUCCUUCGCUAGCAUCAGUCUCUGUUCAUGGUCAGACUGUGUGAGAGGAGGAUGAAGUUCCUGGUUGCUGUGACGGUCAUCGUGGGGUCGCUCAUUUUCCUCGCCUUCCCGAACGGCUCUUCGGCAGACGAGAAGAAAAAGGGACCGAAAGUCACUGCCAAGGUUUACUUCGAUAUCAGAAUUGGAGAUGAAGAUGUUGGGAGAAUUGUCAUCGGAGUUUUUGGAAAAACUGUUCCUAAAACAGUCGAUAACUUUGUGGCUUUGGCUACAGGCGAGAAAGGAUUUGGAUACCAAGGCAGUAAAUUCCACCGUGUGAUUAAAGACUUCAUGAUUCAGGGAGGCGAUUUUACCAGAGGAGAUGGAACUGGAGGUAAAAGUAUCUAUGGAGACCGUUUUCCUGAUGAGAACUUCAAGCUGAAGCAUUAUGGAGAGGGCUGGCUCAGCAUGGCCAAUGCUGGAAAAGACACAAACGGCUCUCAGUUCUUCAUCACCACCGUCCAUACGCCGUGGCUCGAUGGGAAACACGUCGUCUUUGGGAAAGUUCUGGAGGGAAUGAAUGUGGUAAGGAAGAUUGAGAGUACGAAGACGGACGGCCGUGAUAAACCUCUGAAAGAUGUCAUCAUCCAUGAAUGUGGAAAAAUCGAGGUGGAUAAGCCAUUCGCUGUGGCCAAAGAGUAACGAGGACCAGAAUCAGACAGGGUCUGAAGCUGCUUGAUCUGGGUCCCAACGAGCAUUCCAGCUGCACUGUAUUAUGAUGAUUUUUUUUUUUUUUUUUUUUUUUUUUUUUUUUUGUAAAAAAGAAAAACAAGGAAAUCUGAAAUAAAGGUUUCAACUUUUUGUUAAACAGA
Molecule: messenger RNA, 912 nt
Organism: Sphaeramia orbicularis (orbiculate cardinalfish)
Lineage: Eukaryota; Metazoa; Chordata; Actinopteri; Kurtiformes; Apogonidae
Gene: ppib
Product: peptidylprolyl isomerase B (cyclophilin B)
Exons: 5
Coding region: 92-742 (216 amino acids)
Biological process (GO): protein folding; protein peptidyl-prolyl isomerization
Cellular component (GO): cytoplasm; intracellular membrane-bounded organelle
Molecular function (GO): cyclosporin A binding; peptidyl-prolyl cis-trans isomerase activity
Source: RefSeq, a predicted model, not a curated record